Molecule: messenger RNA, 7052 nt
Organism: Rhagoletis pomonella (apple maggot)
Lineage: Eukaryota; Metazoa; Arthropoda; Insecta; Diptera; Tephritidae
Gene: Chd1
Product: chromodomain-helicase-DNA-binding protein 1
Biological process (GO): nucleosome organization; regulation of transcription by RNA polymerase II
Cellular component (GO): chromatin; nucleus
Molecular function (GO): histone binding; chromatin binding; ATP binding
Source: RefSeq, a predicted model, not a curated record
GAACACAAUGAAUCGCUCAAUAGCAUAGGAUCGGAAGAAAACGACGAUACCCAUGAAGAGCAAAACGCUUCUGGAAGCGGUAGCGGCAGUUCCUCAGGAUCUGAUUCCGAUUCAGAUAGCUCAUCAUCAUCUUCAAAUUCUAGCCGAAGGCAUACCUGCCCUGAUCGGGAAUCACGAGCCAGCGACCAAAGUUAUGAUAGCGGUGACAAUGCCCAGGAUGGUCAAGCACAACCACAAACAAAACAAGGUGGUACGACGGCGACCGGUUUUCCACCUACAGCUGCGGCAGCUCAAGAAGACACGAAAGCUAACGGAUACUCAGAUGACAACGAAUCUGACAGCGAUUCGAAUUCCGACACAAAUUCAGACAGCAAUGAGGAAGAAAAUGGGGAAAAUCCUGGGGAGGGAAUGGAACACAAUGUUACAAAUUCCACACACAAUCUUACUAAUAACACAUCAGCAUCAACAGCUAACAUCACAACAACAGAUAAUAAUACCUCAAAUGCGACAAACGAUGGCGAAGAAGAUUCGCAAGAUGAAAAUGCAAGCGCUGCAGAUAGCAACGAGAAAGCAGCCGCUGAUGACCAAAACAAGAAAAUAACGAGUAAAAUGCCAACAGCGAAGAUGUCUGCGAAGAUUGUGUCUCAGUCGACCUUAGCUGCUAAACACAGUACCGAACAUGUAGGGGAUAAUGCUGCUGUUGAAGAUGGUGAAGAUGAUGACGCCGAAGCUUCUGAAUCGGGUGAAUCUGCAGAUAAAAGUUCCUCGUCAGAGGCAGAGUCACCAACUGCCAGCAGUAGCAGUAGUAGCGAGGACGAUGAAGAUGACUAUCAGCCGAAACGUAGCACGCGUACCGCCAGAAAAACGGCAGCUGCGUCAUCAAACGAGAAGACCGCACAGAGGCAAGCAAAGAAACGGAAGAAGCAAAAUUGGGACUCAGACGAAAGCGAUGAAAGCGGAGCGGACAGCGACAUGUCAGCGCCGCCAAAACGAAAGGCAAACACAAAGGCCGGGAAAGCGAAAGCAUCACAUCGUCGCGGGAAAAAAGCCUCUUAUUCCAGCGACGAAAGUGAUGGCGAGGAAGAUAGCAAACGAUUUGGAACAAGACGAACUGCUGCGGCGGUUAGCUAUAAAGAAGCCUCGGAAGAUGAAAAAACAGAUUCAGAAGAUUUGGUAGAGGUCGAGUAUGACGAAAGUCAGGCGGCAGCAGCAGAAGAGGAGGAGAAAUGCGAGACGAUCGAGCGGAUAUUAGCAAGGCGUCAAGGUCGCAAAGGCUGUACAGGAAAUCCAACAACAAUCUAUGCCAUAGAGGAACAGGGAGUUGAUCCCAAUGAUGGGGUCGAUGAGAACGACCUAGAAAACGCUGAAACCCAGUAUUUAAUUAAAUGGAAGGGAUGGUCAUAUAUACAUAACACAUGGGAGUCCGAAACAACUUUGCGCGAGCAAAAGGUCAAAGGCAUGAAAAAGCUUGAUAACUUCGUUAAAAAGGAGCAAGACAUUGAAUAUUGGCGUCGUUACGCUGGUCCAGAAGAUAUCGAUUAUUUUGAGUGCCAAUUAGAAUUACAGAAUGAUUUGCUCAAGUCGUAUAAUUAUGUGGAUCGAAUUAUAGCUCGUAACGAGAAGCCGGACGGCAUGUCAGAAUACCUCUGUAAGUGGCAAUCGUUACCAUAUGCCGAGGCCACUUGGGAAGAUGGUGUAUUAGUUAAACGCAAAUGGCUACGUUGUGUGGAACAAUUUGAAGACCGUGAAAUGUCCAAGUGCACACCAUCGCGACAUUGUAAGGUGCUCAAGUAUCGUCCCAAAUUCUAUAAAACCCGCGAACAGCCCGAUUUUCUAGCCGAAGGUUUAACUUUGCGUGACUAUCAAAUGGACGGACUAAAUUGGUUGCUACACUCAUGGUGCAAAGAGAACUCCGUCAUACUUGCCGAUGAGAUGGGUCUCGGUAAAACCAUACAAACCAUCUGCUUUCUGUAUUCAUUAUUCAAAGUUCAUCACUUAUACGGGCCAUAUUUGUGCGUCGUACCUUUAAGCACUAUGACAGCGUGGCAACGUGAAUUUGACCUUUGGGCACCUGAUAUGAAUGUAGUGACAUAUUUGGGCGAUGUGAAAUCGCGUGAAAUGAUACGCCAAUACGAAUGGCAAUUUGAUGGCUCGAAAAGACUGAAAUUUAACUGCAUUCUAACAACAUAUGAGAUUGUGUUGAAGGAUAAGCUAUUCCUCGGCACCUUGCAAUGGGCUGCGUUACUAGUUGACGAAGCGCAUCGCUUAAAAAAUGACGACUCAUUGCUGUAUAAAUCUCUCAAAGAGUUUGAAACAAAUCAUCGCCUCCUUAUCACUGGCACACCACUGCAAAAUUCUCUUAAGGAACUUUGGGCUUUGCUUCAUUUCAUUAUGCCCAAUCGUUUUGUUACUUGGGAAGAUUUUGAGGUGGAACAUGGCAAUGCAGCAGACAAGGGAUACACCAAAUUACAUCAGCAACUCGAGCCAUAUAUUUUACGGCGAGUAAAAAAGGAUGUCGAGAAGUCGUUGCCCGCAAAAGUGGAGCAAAUAUUGCGUGUCGAAAUGACAUUGCUGCAGAAACAGUACUACAAAUGGAUCUUGACGAAAAACUUCGAUGCUUUGCGCAAAGGCAAGAAGGGUUCUACGUCGACAUUCUUAAAUAUUGUCAUAGAACUGAAGAAAUGUUGUAAUCACGCUUCUCUUAUACGGCCGUCAGAAUUUGAAUUGAUAGGUCUGCAGCAAGAAGAGGCAUUGCAAACGUUAUUAAAAGGCUCUGGAAAGUUGGUGCUUCUGGAUAAGUUAUUAUGUCGCCUCAAAGAGACUGGUCAUCGUGUAUUGAUUUUCUCGCAGAUGGUGCGCAUGCUGGACGUGCUGGCCGAUUAUCUGCAAAAGCGACACUUUCCCUUUCAACGUCUCGAUGGCAGCAUAAAGGGUGAAAUGCGCCGCCAAGCCUUAGACCAUUUUAAUGCCGAUGGUAGUCAAGAUUUUUGUUUUCUUUUGUCGACACGCGCUGGUGGAUUGGGUAUUAAUUUAGCGACGGCUGAUACAGUUAUUAUCUUUGAUUCGGAUUGGAAUCCUCAAAAUGAUUUACAGGCACAGGCGCGGGCACAUCGCAUUGGCCAGAAAAAUCAAGUAAAUAUUUAUCGUUUAGUAACAGCACGUUCUGUUGAAGAGCAAAUUGUCGAGCGAGCGAAACAGAAAAUGGUACUUGAUCAUCUUGUCAUACAGCGCAUGGACACGACGGGUCGUACGGUUUUAGAUAAAAGCGGUGCGAGUUCAUCAAAUGCCACACCCUUCAACAAGGAUGAUUUAUCAGCUAUUUUGAAAUUUGGCGCCGAAGAGUUAUUCAAAGAUGAACAGGAAAACGAUGAUGAGUUGGUUUGCGACAUCGAUGAAAUCUUACGUCGUGCAGAAACACGUAAUGAAGAUCCGGAAAUGCCUGGUGAUGAUCUACUGUCCGCGUUUAAGGUUGCGAGUAUUGCUACAUUUGAGGAAGAGCCCAGCGAGGCGGCAAAAGACGAUGAUAAUGUAGGCGGUGAUGAAGAAGAUACCAAGGAUUGGGACGAUAUUAUUCCGGAGGAUUUUCGAAAGAUAGUCGAGGACCAAGAACGUGCUAAAGAGAUGGAAGACUUGUAUUUGCCACCCCGUCGAAAAACAGCAGCAGCUAACCAGGACUCGGCAAUGCACAGUAAACGCGCUGUAAAAAAGGGCCAACCGGACGAAUCUGGUGCGGAUUCUGAUUACGAAGCUGGUUCAGAUGGUAGUGGAGAAGAUGGGCGACCGAAGAAGCGUGGCCGUCCUGCGAACAAGGAGAAAAUAAUCGGGUUUACCGAUGCAGAAAUACGACGUUUUAUCAAGUCUUACAAGAAAUUCCCUGCACCUCUAGAACGUCUCGAGGCAAUCGCCUGUGAUGCCGAGCUGCAAGAGAAGCCAUUGGCGGAAUUGAAAAGGAUUGGCGAAAUGUUGCAUGACCGUUGUGUUCAGUUCCUUGAAGAACACAAAGACGACCUGCCCGCCACACCAAAGAAUGCUGCUGACGAUACAGUAGCAGCGAAACAGAGACGUACACGUGCAACAUAUUCUGUAAAAUUGGGUGGUGUUUCCUUUAAUGCCAAAACGCUGUUAUCUUGUGAAGAGGAAUUGAAGCCGCUUAAUGAUAUCGUGCCAAGUGUGGCCAGUGAGCGGCUCAGUUGGCAAUUAAACAUUAAAACCCGUCCUGCGAACUUCGAUACGGACUGGGGCGUUGAGGAGGACUCUAAACUGCUAUGCGGCAUUUAUCAAUAUGGCAUUGGCUCAUGGGAGCAAAUGAAAAUGGAUCCAAGCCUAAAGCUGACAGAGAAAAUACUUUUCAAUGAUGCGCGAAAGCCGCAAGCAAAGCAUUUGCAAUCAAGAGCGGAAUACUUGCUGAAAAUCAUUAAAAAGAACGUUGAAUUGAAAAAAGGCACCCAGCGGAAACAACGCAAACCGCGUAAACCCCGAGAAACAAAGGUUGGCGGAUUAGCGACCGGCAAUUCAACAGUGCCGGGGACCCCCGAACGUAAGCCAAGGAACAUAUCCGAGUCUCACGUCGGCGAUGAAGCAUCGCAAUCUGCCCACGAAGGUGCGGAACGUAAACCCCGCUCGAAAGAUAGUACAUCAAAAGUUGAAGCUGCUGAAAACGAUGCCACCGUGACUGCUGCUGAGUCUACGGAUACUACCUCCGCACCAGCUACGAAAAAGAAGUCUAAACGUAGCACAGCUGGAAAAGAUGGCAAACCUGUUGGCCGUACGAAGAAGUCGAGCGCAUCUGAAUCGACAGCGAACAACAAACCCAUGCAUUUUACAGCAAACAAUGAGCCACGCGCUCUUGAAGUGCUCGGUGAUCUUGAUCCUAAUGUAUUCAACGAGUGCAAAGAAAAAAUGCGGCCGGUGAAGAAAGCGUUAAUUGCACUAGAUCGGCCAGACACCAGCCUCUCCAAUCAAGAGCAAGUGCGGCACACACGCGAAUGUCUACUAUCGAUUGGGCGUCAAAUCGAUGUUUGUUUAGAAGCAUACAAAGAGCCUGAGAAGAAAGAAUGGCGUAGUAAUUUGUGGUACUUCGUUUCGAAGUUUACCGAGUUCGACGCGAAGAAACUCUUCAAGCUGUAUAAACAUACAUUGAAAAGUGCAGAGGAAACCGGAGGAGGAGCUGGCGGCAGUGGUGGUGCAAGUGAUCCAAGUUCGAUGGAAAAAGGUGCUAAAGCGAGUUCACAGUUACCCAAAAAGCGGGUGCGCAGUGAAACCAAAGCGCAGCAUGGAAAUGGUGUUGCAGCGUCUGGCGAGAAAAAGAGGAAGAAGAAGGACAAAGAGAAAGACAAAUCUAAAGAAAAAGAUAAAAAUCGUAAUAAAUCGGAAAGAAAAGGUGGCGCAACAGGAAGUACAGCAGCGAGUACGGAUAAAUCCAAACGCAUGUCUGGUACAAAUUCGCCGAUGAAGCGGAAGCGGGAUGAAAAUGAUGUGGGUAGUGGCAAUGCUGCCGAUGGCAAGGGAACACCAUACAAACGUCAGAAUAUGAAUGUUGUUGGCAGAAAUCGCGAACGCAUCGAUGAUCGUAAGAACCCUUAUAGUGUCGACGGAGCUGUGCCCGCAGGUCGUGGGAGCGGAGGCAUGCCGCCUGUUGGUGGUAGCGAUCGACGAAAUUCUAUGAAUUCACCUUCAACGCCAAACAAUCGGGGUAUGCACGGUGUUAACGCACGACUGCCGCCCAAUGUUCCCGGUACUCCUGCGGGUGUUCCAGGCAGUGGUGGUGCGGCUGACACACGGAACAUGUCGUCUCCUUAUGUGGAAGGCAACGAUCGAUGGGGACAUGGACGUGAUCGGUACAGCAACUCUGAUUACAAGCGAGAUCGUUACGACAACUAUGGAGGCCGUGGUAGCAGCGGUGGUAGUUAUCAUCGUGAUCAUCGCGAUCAUCGCGAUCGAGAUCGAAGACUCGAUAAAAGGCGCUAUCAUCCUCCCCAUGCGCCACCCCCACUUCCAUAUGCUGGUUAUCAUAUGCCUCCCAACUAUUAUAUGGGUAAUGGGGGUUUGCCAGCAGCUGCACCACCACAUGGCCCAUAUCGUGGAGAUGCACGCUAUACGUCAGCAGGCGAUUGGCCCCGAGACAAUCGCAUGGAUUUUCCGCCAGAUUACCGAAGAGCGGACUAUGACCGACGGCCGCAAUCAUAAACUCUCUGCCAACUUAAAAGCAUUUGACUGCUAACAUUUUUUUGCUGUGUUAUGAAUAUAAUUUCUCGUCAUAUGCCUAUAGUUACUAUAAUUCUACAAAUGUAAAGAACAAGCCGAAACUAUUGGAUAAGUGGAUGUACUAAAUACAUAGAUUAGUUCUUUAAACAUAAAAACAUCUAUAAAUCUGUAAAAAGUAAUUUAGUUAAAUACACUUAUGUGUUUAAACACAUCCAAUAAGCUAUUCCAUUUAGAAUUCCAAAUUGGAAUUUACAAUAUCAUAACGAUUCACUUAGUUUGAAGUAUAUACAAAUGUACGUACUUGUCUAUAAUUUCAUACGCAACAAGUUUUACGUUUUCAUACAUACAUACACAUACUAAUCAUAAUAACGCAUAUGCAUAAAACAAGUGGGUGAUGUAAAUUAAUUAAUAAAUUAGUACUGUAAUGAUUAGAAUCAUCAAUCAAUGUUUAUCAUGAAUUAAAGAAAAUUAUUUUGUAUUUAUAUUAUAUUAAACUUUAAUAAGUUUUAUUGUAGUUUUAAUUAUACUAUUCUAUAUCUGUAGACAACUGAUAUAAUGCUAGAUAACAUGUAAGUUUAUAAGAAAAAAUUUAAAAGGGUAGAACAGAAAGCAACAAAUUCAACUUGUAAAACUGCAAUAAGAUGUGUACCGAGGAAACUAUUUAACUUGAUCGUUUUUAAAUUAAUUUCAACAAAUAGAAACUAGGUUUAAGCAACACAAUCGCAUAGGUAACAUUAUUUUUUUAAUAAUUUGAUUUUUGUUUGGUUCAGUUACAAUCGCAUUGUUGUAACGCAUGUGAUUGCAAACCGGAAACAUGAAAAUUAAUAAACAAUUUAAUUAUAACAAAA